CGGCAAAUGACGUCUUGACUUGUCUUGGAAGCGUGCAGAACCGCAACGGAAUCAGCUACAGAAAAGCGCAAGCAGCAUCUCAUGAUAUUCACAUUCAAGCCAAUACAAAAUGUAAGCAGCGGUAUUCAUAAGAACCCUGUAGCAUCUCUCUCUGUCUGUGCGGGCUCCUAUGCUGGCUGCCUCUGCUGCACUCCCUGUGUCUCCCAUUUGUGUUCUGCCUGCUCAGCGCCCCCCUUGGUUUGCGCUGUGACAGCCUCCUGUGGUGGCGGGGGAGGGAGGGACUUGGCUGAGCUGGGCAUGGACGACGGCAACAAAGCGGGCAUUGACUGAAGAAUCGACUGGGCGAGAGGCGGGAUGACGUUCUGCAGCCGAUCGGCCCAGCUGACGCCGUUCUCGAUGGCAACUCGGAGGCUGAGCUGGUGAAUGGUGUGGGGCUGCUCGGUGGUGAGGAAGGGCUCGCAGAUCCGCUCCAUGUACUCGUGAAGGAGCUCGCCCAUCAGCACAGAAAGGCCCUCCAGCCCCAGGGCAAAGAGGUUGGCCGCCUCACUCACCCACAUCUUGGCCUGGCCCCCCUCCUCAACGUACAGGCAUGUCCCUCGUCUUGCCCUCCAGCUCGUCGACCUUUUCCUCAUCAGUGAGGCCGCACAUGGUGUCCCAGCCAUCCCGGGUCACCAUGGCUGCCCCGCUCGCCUGCUCCGCCCUCCCCUUGGCCCGCUGGUCUGCCCAU
This is a messenger RNA of Vitrella brassicaformis, 727 nucleotides long. NCBI's taxonomy places the organism in Eukaryota, Vitrellaceae. The record is from the annotation of a GenBank genome assembly.